Molecule: messenger RNA, 825 nt
Organism: Mesorhabditis spiculigera
Lineage: Eukaryota; Metazoa; Nematoda; Chromadorea; Rhabditida; Rhabditidae
Source: the annotation of a GenBank genome assembly
AUGACCCAGACGAACCGGCCCAAUAAUUUUGGAGAUCCAUGGAACAUGGACAUCAAAUACUUCAACGAUCAAAUCGGAGUCUUUCGUCCUACCGCGUCCCAAUCAGUUUGGGAAGGACCCCUUGCUGCCGCCUUAAGAGACAACAAUGCGUUCUUUGGCAACACGUCGGUGAACUCAAAGACCCGGGCCAACGUCCAGCGCACUUAUGCGAUUUUCACGCAAGGCCCGCCCACAGACAUCGAUGGUGCUGUGAAAGACCUGUUUGCAAUGCUACAGGAUGCUGAUGUUCAUCUUGUUAUCUAUGAUUUCGGUUCGGGCGCUGACAGUGCCAAAUUUAAGCAAUACGUUGGGGUUAUUCCCAACGUCGACUAUGUACUUUUCAAUAGCGACGAGCCAGACUCAUUCUUCCAGAAAUAUCUGCUGUCGAGUGAUGCUAAUUCUAACUUCGGCUGCUCCGAUGGACUCACCCAAACUCUGCAGAUUGACCCAUCGAACCCAUUGACCUAUUCCUGGCCACCGGCCUACGACGUCAAGAAAACACGCUACUGCAACAACCAGAACUCAAAACUAACGCUGCAGGCUGCAGGGAAGGCUGCUAUUUGCAUUUCGAUCGUCGACGACUAUGAACUGGAGACGGAUAAAGAUUUUGUGAAAUUUGUAGAUGGCCAAGGAAAUCUGCGUGUUAGUCUUACCGGAAUGGGUGUCUCCGGCUCCAAAUUCCGACUGACAGGCGCUUCGACAACGAUCACAUUCACCAGCAACGAAUACAACGUGUUCCACGGGAUCAAAUUCACUGCUACGUCUACCGACACGGACACUUGUCCC